Pecten maximus is the source of this 1536-nucleotide messenger RNA. RefSeq lists its product as uncharacterized. The coding region runs from base 1 to 1536 and encodes 511 amino acids. NCBI's taxonomy places the organism in Eukaryota, Metazoa, Mollusca, Bivalvia, Pectinida, Pectinidae. The record is from RefSeq and is a predicted model, not a curated record. The transcript has a single exon. Gene Ontology annotation, molecular function: nucleic acid binding.
AUGCCCUUCGGUCUGACCACCGCCCCUUUGGUGUUCACCAAGCUACUUCAGGUGGUUGUGGGCUAUUUACACAGUCGCGGAGUAGAUAUCCAUAUUUAUUUCGACGACUCCCUGAUGCUGCAUAUAGACCCAGUCUCUCUGCGUUGCAGCACCAGGUCGGUCUUGACAACUCUUCUACGCCUAGGUUUUAUCCCUUCACGGGAGAAAUCCGAGGUUCUUCCAUCCCAGGACUUCAUUUUCCUGGGAAACCGUUUCCUUACGGAUCGGGGCCUCGUUCUUCCUCCUCAGUCCAAGUUCCAGAAAGCCAAGGAGUUGGUUAUUCUGCUCAACAGUCUGGACUAUAUUCAGGUCAGGUGGUUUCUGAGGCUUCUCGGAUUCCUCAAUUCCCUUUCGGAUGUCGUACCCCUGGGUCGGCUCCAUAUUCGCCCUCUUCAGAUGUUUCUUCUUUCCAAAUGGAAACCUGCAUCCCUCGAGUGGGAUGCUCGGAUUCCAUUGGAAGCUUCCGUCAAGGCCUCGGCCAUGUGGUGGGCUUUGGAGGCCAAUGUUUUGAAGGGCGUCUCUCUUCAGAGAGCGUCCCCUACAGUAAUUUUGUAUACGGACGCAUCUAUGACGGGUUGGGGUGCCUACCUCAACGGUCAGUGUCGUUCAGGGGUCUGGCAGGGGGCUCAACUCCAGGAACACAUCAAUGCGCUGGAGAUGAGAGCAGUUCUGCUAGCCAUUCAGUCCCUACAGCCUCUGCUGCAGGAUCAGUCCAUUUGUCUGGCUACAGACAAUGCUACAGUGGUAGCUUAUUUGGAGAAUCAGGGGGGUACAAAGUCUCACAAGCUAUGUGCCCUCACUAUCAGGAUUCUUCUUCUUUGUCAGGAUAUGGGUCUGUCCCUCUCAGUGAGGCAUCUUCCAGGGCACCUGAAUGUUUUAGCAGACACGCUAUCCAGAUCAUGGAGUCCAGUUAUCACAGAAUGGACCCUGAACAGGUCUAUAUUCAGGGCCAUCUGCAUGGUUUGGGAGACUCCUCUUGUAGAUCUGUUUGCCACAGCUCUGAAUUUCCAGAUUCAGACGUUCGUGUCUCCAGUUCCGGAUCCUUUGGCUUGGGAAGUAGAUGCUCUAUCCCUGAGCUGGGAGGGUCUUCUGGCAUAUGCCUUCCCUCCAUUCAACCUCCUGGGCAGGGUACUUCACAAGGUCAGGAAUCACGAUUGCUCGGUUCUCCUGAUAGCACCUCUGUGGCCCAGACAGCCUUGGUUUCCGGCUCUUCUGGAUUUGCUGGUAGAUCUCCCCUUGGCCAUUCCGGCCAGGUGGAAUCUCCUCAGCCAGCCCAAAUCCAGACAGUUUCACCCCAAUCCGGAACACCUACACCUUCACGCGUGGAGGCUAUCUCGGUCUGUCUCUUGCAGGCAGGCUUUUCUGCAGAAGUUACCGAUGGCAUCACAAGAUCUAUUCGAUCUUCCUCAUCUGCCAUCUAUGAGUCCAGAUGGUCAGUCUUCUGCAGUUGGUGUAUCAGCAGGAAGAUUGAUCCACUCGGUGCCUCUAUUCAGUUAA